Molecule: messenger RNA, 1806 nt
Organism: Penicillium antarcticum
Lineage: Eukaryota; Fungi; Ascomycota; Eurotiomycetes; Eurotiales; Aspergillaceae
Exons: 8
Coding region: 1-1806 (601 amino acids)
Biological process (GO): potassium ion import across plasma membrane; intracellular potassium ion homeostasis
Cellular component (GO): plasma membrane
Molecular function (GO): high-affinity potassium ion transmembrane transporter activity
Source: RefSeq, a predicted model, not a curated record
AUGUCUACGAUCGGCAGUGUCAUAUUGUACACGACUGCGACGCCGAUCCAUGAUCUCCACUAUGCUGACGCGUUAUUCAUGAGUUUCAGUGCUAUGACAGGCACAGGGCUGAACGUGGUGGACUUGGCCACCCUUAAUGGUAUACAGCAGGGCACCCUCUUCACGCUUUUGAUCUUGGGCCAUGCUAUCUUCAUUGUUGGAAUCCUCUCUUUCCUACGCGCCCGGACUCUUCGCUCUGUUUUGAAAGAUGUGCAACGAAAGACCUGCGAUCAGACUGUUACUCAAACGUCGACCGUGCAUAUACAGACAGAGCAGAGUCUUGAAGAGAAGAAUGGCGUCCCCUCUGUCAUUAUCACCAGUUUGCCCAAAAUAAGCGCGACGGUAGGAGAACUACCAGCCGAUAUCUCGACAUUUGGAAAGUCAGAACACGAUGUAUCAUUAAACGAUCCCGACUUCAUUAUGAUCACUCAUCCAGAUAUGUCAGAUGAAUGCCAAAGAGUCACUACCAUCACAGUCAUAGGCGACAAUGCCGACGUCUGCGACGCAAAAACCCGCGUGUUCCGCAUGAUUGGCAAACUCAGGAGCACUAUUAAACAGAGCAAGACGAACCUGACAAUGGUCAGUUCAAUCGACUGUGAUGAGCCAGGAUGGACAGAGUACAAGGCACUUUCCUUGAUCUCAGCCCUGGUCAUACUCUACUACAUCGCCUUCCUCUCCGUCGGCAUUUUAUGCUUAGGGCUUUGGAUGAAAUACUGCCGCCCAGAAAUCGCCGAAGUAGAUGGAGUAUCUCCUUUCUGGACUGGUGCUUUCCUUGCUACAUCUGCAUUUGCCAACAAUGGCAUGUCUCUGCUCAGUGCCAAUAUGGGUCCCUUUCAACGAGAGCCUGUUCCACUUCUCGCCAGUGGCCUCCUCAUCCUCGCUGGGAAUACACUUUUCCCGUGCUUGCUCCGGCUUUCCAUCUGGGCUGUCCGAAGGAUGAUCCCAGAGAAACCAGCCUGGCAGGCGUGGCGACGAGUGUUCGAUUUGACUCUUGCUCAUUCCCAAGAUGUCUGUGCUUAUUUAUACCCUUCCUGGCAUACAUGGUUCCUGCUCGGCACAGUCUUGGUGCUCAAUGGCAUCAUGUGGGGAGCUUUCGAGCUUGCUGCUUUAUACAACGUUGAGAUUGCGGCUCUUUCUCCUAAAUACCAGGUCUUAGAUGGACUCUUCCAGGCUUUAGCCGUGCGUGGUGGUGGUUUCUCAGUCGUGGCAUUUGAUGGUCUGCCACAGGCAUUACUUAUCUUAUACGCCCUGAUGAUGUAUCUUUCUGCCUUCCCAGUAUCAACUAUUAUCAGUGGAAGAGACGCAAUCAAAGAGAGAUCCAUGAGUAUCCCUGACAAAGAACUCGAUCCCACCGUCGACCCAACCCCCUCAAAACUCGCCCGCGGCCAAUUCUUCUGCAAUCAACUCCGUUCUCAAUUCAGCCACGACAUCUGGCUAAUCUCCCUCGUGGUCCUCCUCGUAACUGUCGCCGAAUCAGACCACUACAAAGCCCACCCCGUUUCAUUUUCCACUUUCAACAUCAUCUUCGAAAUUAUAUCCGCAUACAGCUGUGUCGGUGUGAGCAUUGGAUACCCCGGCAAGAGCUAUGCCUUCUGUGGCGAGUGGCACCCAUUCAGCAAACUUUUGUUAAUUGUCACUGCAUUGAGAGGCCGUCAUCGCGGUCUGGAUUUCUCUCAUGGCAAGGCUAUUUCGCUUGGCGGGUCUUGGGAACCCGUUGAGGAGAAGAUAUCGCAACAGCGUAAGGCUGGACCGCCCUGUUGUGUUUGA